Molecule: messenger RNA, 837 nt
Organism: Morchella importuna
Lineage: Eukaryota; Fungi; Ascomycota; Pezizomycetes; Pezizales; Morchellaceae
Exons: 1
Coding region: 1-837 (278 amino acids)
Source: RefSeq, a predicted model, not a curated record
AUGGGUGCAAACCAGAGCGCAGGCCGAACGUUUCCUCUACGUCCCCGUACACCUUUACGAUUCGGUUCAGUCCCAAAUGCUCUUCCCGUCAACCAAAGCGAUUUCAAUACAAGUCCGAGACCAUACAGUGAUCGCUUGACCGAUGAGAGCUCGAUGUUCUCAUUGCUAUCACAAGAGAGCUAUUUCAACUCACCGUUGAUGACCCCACCACUAGAAUUCGAAGAUACAUCAUACCCACGAACGAGAUCCGUCUCAUCGUUGUCUUCUUCUUCUGAUAAUAGCAAUACUAUGCAGCCCCAUCGAUUCACCUGUCCUAAACAAGACUGUCCCUACAUGAUUAUAGGAUACUCCACUUCUGAGGAACUCGAAGAGCAUAUGUUCGCCGUAAACCAUUAUCUUCCUGGUCCUACAGGUCCGGAGUUCGACUUAGAAGGCUGGUUUUCACCGCAAGAGAUCCCAGAUCCAUACUCACAACAUCCCCUUACACUCCAGAGACAGCGAAUUGUCGAGCAGCAGCAGAAGCAGCAGCAAACAAAGAAAUCUCAACAAUGCAAUUGUCAUCACUGCCUUCAUCAAGUCGGGUAUAACGAUCUCCUCCAAUAUGAGUCUCCACAACCUUCAAUGCAGAUUCAAAUGCCUCCUCCACCUACAAUAAUUGGAUACCAUGAUGCUGGGUUUGAGUUGGUCUCAUGGCGUCAGCCAGAACCAUCCUACAACUCCGCUGCUUCUCCAGUGGCCCAGAAAAUGAAUCAGGCAGAAUAUUCUUCAUUGGUCCAGUCAGGCAUGUAUAUGGACUUCAACCAAGUGGGUGCUUCAGGGAGAUCAUCUUUUAUGUAA